AUUAUAGAGCUGACAGGUUAUUGGAUUUGGGACGAGAUCAUUCACAAUUCUUUUGAAUAAGCACCAAUUUAUUAAAGGUAUUGUUAAUCAUGAGUAAUUCAGACUCACCAUUGCUUAAGCCAUAUAGUAAAGCCCUCGAUGAUCCAACUCUUGGGUCCCCUGGUCUUGUCGCCAGAGAGCUGGCUCAACCAGAUGAAAACAUUGACUCUUUGACCAUUGGAAAUGGGAACACUUAUGGAGCUAUUGAUCAAGACUUAGAGAGUCAGCCACAGGAAACUGAACAGGAUCCAAAUGUUGGUGAAAUCGACCCUGCUCAAUUAAAACUUAUAAUAGGGACUUUAUACAUUGGAUCAUUCUUAGCUGCUCUGGAUACUACUAUUGUUACUACUUUAUUAUCAACAAUUGCAUCAAGCAUAAAUUCAGUGUCCAAAAUGUCAUGGAUUGCCACAUCUUAUUUAUUAUCAUGUUCUGCCUUCCAACCAUUAUAUGGUAAAUUAUCAGAUAUCUACGGAAGAAAAUCAUUAUUGUUAUUCUCCAAUGCUACAUUUGCUCUUGGCUGUUUAAUUUCAGGUCUUUCUCAUAAUUUGGUUGGUUUAUCAAUUGGUAGAUUCAUAACAGGUAUUGGUGGUGGUGGAUUAACAUCAUUAAGUACAAUCACCACUAGUGAUUUAGUUCCAUUGAGAAAAAGAGGUAUUUACCAGGGUCUUGGUAAUAUUGCAUUUGGGGUUGGAGCUGCCACUGGUGGUAUCUAUGGUGCAUUAUUUGAGAAAUAUCUUGGUUGGGAAUAUGCCUUCUUCAGUCAAGUUCCUAUUGCAUUGAUUAGUGUUUACUUGAUUUGGAGAAACUUAAAGCUACCAGAAGGUUCAAUUGGGCUAGGUAUGACUGGCUCUAGAUUAGCUAAAUUGAAACAGGUUGACUUCUUGGGUGCUACAUUAUUGGUCUCUGCAUUGUUAAGUUUUAUGAUUUUAGUUUCAUUUGCAGGAAACGAAAUUGAAAUUAACGGCGGUGCCUUCUGGGGAUUGAUUGUCUUUACAGCUGUUACCUUAGGCUCUUUUGGUUAUGUUGAAUUGUAUGUUUCACCUCAGCCAGUUUUACCUGUUAGGUUAUUUGCCUUCAUAACAGUCUUAUCAUCAGGUUUGGUAAAUUGGUUCAUGACAAUGUCUGUUUUCACCUACCUCUUCUAUAUGCCUGUCUACUGGAGUUCUGUUGUUGGUUUAACUCCAACAGAAAUAGGUUUGAGAACCAUUUCUAAUUUUGUGGGUGUAUCAAUGGGUUCAGUUUUGUCUGGUAUAUAUAUGAAAAAUACUGGUAAAUACUAUUGGUUCUCGGUAAUUGCAGGUAUUUUGACAAUUCUUGGUGUUUAUGGCUUAUAUGUCACAACUGAAACAACAUCUACAUUCUUCCAAUAUAUUGAGUUAUUCAUCCCAGGUGCUGGCUAUGCUGCAAGUUUAACUGUUACUUUAUUGGCUUUGAUUGCUUCAGUUCCUCAUGAUCAACAAGCUGCUACAACAUCAAUUCAAUAUGCCUUCAGAGCCACUGGCUCAACCAUUGGUGUCGCUGCUUCAAGUUUCAUUUUCCAAAAAUACUUGUUAAGCUCUUUAACUACCAGAUUAUUUUCAAUCCCAUCAGAUUAUUCAAAAGAAGAGGUUCUUGAAAUAAUUCAAAAAGCUUUCAACAGCUCAGAAUAUACUCGUAAAGCACCAGAAGUCUUUAGAGAUGCAAUCAUCAAGAGUUAUGAUAUUGGGACUCAUAAGGCUUUGCUUUUCAGUUUCAUAACUUGUGUCAUCGCUUGUGUUGUUGGGUUGUUUAUGAAGGAGCAUGUUUUGCACACAACCAUACAUAGAAAAUGAUAUGGGAACAUGGGAAAUAUUACUUUAAUAGAACGAGAC
Hansenula anomala is the source of this 1889-nucleotide messenger RNA. RefSeq lists its product as uncharacterized. Gene Ontology annotation, cellular component: fungal-type vacuole membrane. The transcript has a single exon. Bases 90 to 1850 code for a protein of 586 amino acids. Gene Ontology annotation, molecular function: basic amino acid transmembrane transporter activity. Lineage: Eukaryota; Fungi; Ascomycota; Saccharomycetes; Phaffomycetales; Wickerhamomycetaceae. Gene Ontology annotation, biological process: basic amino acid transport; transmembrane transport. The record is from RefSeq and is a predicted model, not a curated record.